UCUUUGGAAGGACACGGAGAAUCGAGCCGAGUGUUUAUUUAUUCGAAAACGUGAGUUAUUACUAAAAUUCCAAAAAAUAUAACAUUAUAGUGUAGUGAAAGAAUUCUGCUAAAAAAUGAUUACUGCUUUCAACGUGGCAAGAAAUAGCUGCAGAGGAGUCUUGUGGAAAACUUUGCAGACUAGACCUCAAAUACUUGGAAAUCAUUUUUCUGUUAUCCAAAAGGAAGUUCCCUUGUUAAAACACAGACCGGCAGUUUAUUUCAGUACAACACAGAAUAUUAAUGCAGCUGCACAAGCACAUGAUCACAGUCAUUCUAAGAUAUGGACUGCUGAACGCUUUUUGUCUGCUGCAUUACUUGGAAUUUUACCUGCAGCUGUAGCUUUUCCUAACCCCGCCCUGGAUUAUGCUCUUGCUCUUUCGUUAACAGUUCAUGUACAUUGGGGAAUAGAAGCUAUUGCUGUUGAUUAUGCUCGUCCUAGUGUUGUGGGAGCUGCAUUAUCUAAAGCAGCUGUAGGUGCUGUAUAUGCCUUAUCAGUCUUCACAUUAGGAGGAUUAUUUUAUUUUAAUUAUACUGAUGUGGGUCUAGGUCAGGCUAUUAGGAUGUUGUGGAAGCUAUAAUUUUUUAUACGAUUUCUCAAGAAAUCUCAUUUAGGUAUCUAACAACAAUAUUGUCUAAAUUUCCAUCAGCAAAAAGAAAGCACUUUUUAGAAAUUGGUUACAAGCAGUUCAUCACUUUGCCAAAAGCAAUAAGAUUUUGUAACACAAGAGUCUGUAUUUUGUCUGUACAAUUGUUUACUAUUUAUUACUACUUUAUUUUUCAGUUGAAUUUUUUUGUAGGUUAAAAAGAAUAUGUGAGUUGAAUUUUUUUAGAUUUUUUUUUUUAAUGAAAUUGGUGAUGUUUUUUAUUUUAAGGUUAAGAAUGUAUGGUGUGAGCAUUUAUCAUAGAUAAUAAAAUAAGGUUAGUUUUGAA
Molecule: messenger RNA, 971 nt
Organism: Argiope bruennichi
Lineage: Eukaryota; Metazoa; Arthropoda; Arachnida; Araneae; Araneidae
Gene: SdhD
Product: succinate dehydrogenase [ubiquinone] cytochrome b small subunit A, mitochondrial-like
Exons: 4
Coding region: 116-619 (167 amino acids)
Biological process (GO): tricarboxylic acid cycle; mitochondrial electron transport, succinate to ubiquinone
Cellular component (GO): membrane; mitochondrial envelope
Molecular function (GO): ubiquinone binding; heme binding
Source: RefSeq, a predicted model, not a curated record